GAUUCUUUUUCCUGAAUAUCUCCCUGAAUAAGUCACUCAUUUUGGAAAACAGAAGCGGAGCGCGUCUCUAUAAAUACCCUCCCAGCAGACAGAACUCUCAUCUGCUGCCUCCUCUCCUCCCUGCGCGUAAACUCGGCAACAUGGCUGGAACUCUCCUCCUCCUCCUCCUCCUCCUGCCUCCUCUCCUCCCUGCGAGUCAACCCAACCGAUCGUUCAGCUACAUAACUGACAUGGUGGUGAAUAACCUGCCCCUGAAGGUGGGCCACACGUUGACAAUCACCGGGAUCCCAAAGACUGGUGUUCGACGCUUCCUAAUGAACAUCGACUACGGGGCCGACAUCGCGUUCCACAUGAGCGUGUGGUUGAACACAACAUCAGUGCGCUACAAGGACUUGGUGGUCUACAACACGUACCAGGGCGGGAGAUGGAGGCAGGAGAUCAAACACGGGUUGUUCCCCUUCACACAAAAAGAGCUCUUCAAGUUCACCGUCACCCUGACCCAUGAGGAGUUCUUGGUGCUCCUGAGCGAUGGCUCUGAGGUCCACUUCCCCAACCGCCUGGGGGCGACUGAGUACAAGGACUUCUCCUUCGACAAGGGCGUCCUCAUCCGCAGCUUUGAGAUCAACUAACCCUGAGCUGGAUCUCCUCCUUCAGUCUGGUGGCCUCUCCUCACAG
Gadus morhua (Atlantic cod) is the source of this 675-nucleotide messenger RNA. Its product is annotated as beta-galactoside-binding lectin. Gene Ontology annotation, molecular function: laminin binding; carbohydrate binding; galactoside binding. The record is from RefSeq and is a predicted model, not a curated record. The transcript is spliced from 5 exons. Bases 141 to 629 code for a protein of 162 amino acids. Lineage: Eukaryota; Metazoa; Chordata; Actinopteri; Gadiformes; Gadidae.